AUGGUCGCUAUAACCAAGGUCGCUUGCCAACCCGAUUUCAAAUACGUCUCUUGCAGUAAAUAUUAUGAGUCUGUAAGGAAUGUCCACACAGGGGAAAAUGGUGGCUGGACGAAAAUUGAAGGCAACGUUUCGAAAAAGAAAUGUUCCCACGUUUUGGAACUCGAAAACACCACCGGCAAUCAGAGUGGAAUUUACAGAUGUAUAGAACAUGGGAAGGUUCUUAAAAGUUAUGAAGUUGAGAUAACAGAUUUUACCAAAUACAGUGGAAUGCCCCCAGAACUUCUCGACGUCAUCCCAUCGAAUGUCACCGUUCAACAAAACGCUCAGAUCAUAAUUCAGUGUAAGGUGUACAGUCAACAACCACCUGUUAUCUUGUGGUUCAAACAGAGCGACAGUACAAACUACGACAUUCAAUAUUUCGAUAAGUUUUACAUUCGAAUCAACACAAGUGUUCAGGUGCACCCUGUACCCCACGAGGUCAACGUUUAUAUGAGUAAAUUGAAUAUUCACGAUAUUCGUGAGAUCGACAGUGGUCUAUAUGUGUGUGUUGCAAUGACAGAGCAUGGGAAAGACUUGAAACAUGCAACAGUAAAAGUGAUCUCGUCAACAACUAAUUGGGAACCUCACACCUCAUUUUCUUUGUUAUUUCUUAUACCAUUGGUUUUUGCUUUAAUACCGGUGACGGUUUGGCUAUGCUAUUACAGGAAAAAAAUGAAACAUGAUAGCAGAAAUCCCUUGCAAAUUCAACAAGAAAGAAAAUUGAUAAGACCUGUCUUAGCUACAAAUGGUCAGAACCACGUGGGUAGAUCGUCGGUGAUCUGAGUUAUUUUAUCGCAAAAUUAAAACAUGCCAAAUAAUUAAUCUUUAUUCCGUGCCAAAAAAUGAAAAUAAUGUAUACCAAAUAUCUGUGAUAAUUAGUACUUAUAACUUAAUUAAUUUUAUGAUGAAAAUGUACUUCAAAGUAAUAUACGUACUUGAAAAUUGUAAA
This is a messenger RNA of Agrilus planipennis (emerald ash borer), 988 nucleotides long. Its product is annotated as fibroblast growth factor receptor-like 1. Lineage: Eukaryota; Metazoa; Arthropoda; Insecta; Coleoptera; Buprestidae. The record is from RefSeq and is a predicted model, not a curated record. The coding region runs from base 1 to 822 and encodes 273 amino acids. The transcript has 3 exons.